AUGUUUAUCUAUCUAUCUAUCUAUCUAUCUAUCUAUCUAUCUAUCUAUGUUUAUGUAUAUAUGUAUGUAUGUGCGUAUCUAUUUGAGUAUGUUUAUCUAUGUGAAUAUGUUUAUCUAUCUGUCCAUCUCCGUUUGUUCAUUAUCUAUCUAUCUAUCUAUCUAUCUAUCUAUGUUUAUGUAUAUAUGUAUGUAUGUGUGAAACUAUCUAUCUGCUUAUCCAUCUCCAUCUAUCUAUCCAUCUAUCUAUCUAUCUAUAAUUAUCUAUCUAUCAUCUAUCCAUAUCUAUCUAUCUAUCUAUCUAUCUAUGAAUAUGUCUCAUCUAUCUAUCUAUCUAUCUAUCUAUCUAUCUAUCAUUUUAUCAUCUAUGAAUCUGUCUUCAUCUAUCUAUCUAUCUAUCUAUCUAUCUAUCUAUCAUCUAUCUAUCUAUCUAUUCAUAUGUCUUUAUCUAUCUAUCUAUCUAUCUAUCUAUCUAUCUAUCUAUCUAUCUAUCUAUCUAUGUCUAUUAUCUAUUAUCUAUAUAUCAUCUAUCUAUCUAUCUAUCUAUCUAUCUAUUCAUCUAUCUAUCUAUCUAUCUAUCUAUCUAUCUAUCUAUCUAUCUAUGAAGUCUAUCUAUCUAUCUAUCUAUCUAUCUAUCUAUCUAUCUAUCUAUCUAUGAAUCUGUUCUAUAUCUAUUUACAUCUAUCUAUCUAUCUAUCUAUCUAUCUAUCUAUUUCUUUCUCUUACCAGUUUUAUCUUUUAAUACAUCCAUCCAUUCAUGAAAUGAUUUUUUUAUCUAUCAUUUUUUGUUUGCCUCCCCAUUAUCUUUCUAUCCAUUGUUCUCCUUUUUCGUCUUCAUCUGAUAUUGCGUGUAUUGUUUUCGAUCUAUCUAUUGUGUUGGGGUGA
This is a messenger RNA of Acanthosepion pharaonis, 882 nucleotides long. NCBI's taxonomy places the organism in Eukaryota, Metazoa, Mollusca, Cephalopoda, Sepiida, Sepiidae. The record is from the annotation of a GenBank genome assembly.